AUGGAGCCCUUCGAGGUUGAUCUAGGAGCCGUGUUAGACUCCACCCAGCAUUGGUUAUUGAUAUUCUUCCUGAUCCUUGGGCUGCUUCUAGCGAAUGCCAUAUACCGACUUUAUUUCCAUCCUCUGAGCAAUUAUCCUGGACCGAAAAUUGCAUCUCUAUCAGACAUCCCGUAUUUAUAUUGGACCUAUGCCGGCAAUCUUCAAUACAAGAUUAAAGAAUUCCACGACAAAUAUGGACCAGUUGUCCGACUGGGGCCAAACUCCCUAGUGUACAGGAACCCACAGACCUGGAAAGAGAUCUACGGCCAUAAGAGAGAGGGAUACAAAUCUUUCCGCAAGGAUCCAACAUUUUACGUACCUGCUCCAACCGGUGUAACCUUAAUUGGGGCCAAUGAUGCGGAUCAUAGUCGAAUCCGACGUCUCUUCUCCCAUGCGAUGUCCGACAGGGCCCUGAGGGAGCAGGAGCCCAUCAUGCAGUUCUAUGUGGAUCAGCUCAUGCACAGGCUGUACGGAGAGGUGGCCGCCUCCCGCCCAACCGUCAGUAUCGGGCGAUGGUUUGACCUGACCACCUUCGACAUUAUCGGCGACAUGGCUUUUGGUGAAGCCUUCGGCUGUCUCACCCAGGAAAACCCAGAUCCUUGGGUGAACUAUGUUUACUCGGGAGUAAAGGCGGCCGAGUUCCAACGCGCUCUUCUCAUGUAUCCAGGGCUGGCCUGGAUUAUAAACAAGCUCCUCAUCCCCAAGACCCUGGUCGAGGAGCGAAAAGCACACUUUUUCAUGAGUGCAGACAAGUUCCGUCGUCGGGCUGAGGCCAAUAUCGACCAUCCAGACAUGAUGACCUAUGUGCUCAAGUUUGACACGGAGAAAGGAAUGACGGAUCGUGAGCUGGAAGCCAACGCAGGACUGAUCCUCACUGGUGGCAGCCAGACCACCACCACCUUACUGAGCGGAUGUAUCUUCUACCUUGCCCGGAAUCCUGCUGUAUUGACACGGCUGGUGGAUGAGCUCCGGGGAUCCUUCCAGAGCAAGGAGGAGAUCACAUUUUCAGCCGCCCAGAAACUCCCUUACCUUCGUGCUGUCAUUGAAGAGACUCUUCGAAUCUAUUGCCCUACCCCGUCAAUUUUCCCCCGGCUAGUUCCAAAAGGUGGAGCCAUGGUGGAUGGCAAAUUCGUCCCCCAAGAUGUCUCAGUCUCUGUAGCUCACUAUUCCACAUAUCGGUCUAGAAGUAAUUUCGCAGACCCCGACCUAUUUAUUCCAGAGCGCUGGCUGAACGAUGCUCCGCCGAAAUUUCAAUCCGACCAGAAAGAAGCUUUACAGCCUUUUUCGUAUGGGCCACGGAACUGCGUUGGAAAAAAUAUCGCUUACGCCGAGGUCCGGAUUGUUCUUGCCAAACUCCUCUGGCAUUUUGACAUCAUCUUAGACCCUCAGUGUGAGAAAUGGGACACACAGAAGUCGUACAGUGUUUGGGAAAGGCCGCCGUUACUGAUUACUAUCACCCCCAUCCGAGAACAUUCCGUGUAUGAGGCUCCUAGUCACAUGUGGAAGCAGUCAUAG
Molecule: messenger RNA, 1554 nt
Organism: Aspergillus pseudonomiae
Lineage: Eukaryota; Fungi; Ascomycota; Eurotiomycetes; Eurotiales; Aspergillaceae
Product: cytochrome P450
Exons: 4
Coding region: 1-1554 (517 amino acids)
Molecular function (GO): iron ion binding; monooxygenase activity; heme binding
Source: RefSeq, a predicted model, not a curated record